UAGGACCAGCCCGCGAGGCUACAGCCAUCCACCAUCACGACCAGCGGAUAAAAGAAGAAACCCAGAGAGGAGGCCGGGAGAAAAUGGCGAUGAUGCGAACCCAAGCGUCAAGCGCCCUAAUCUCCACCUACGAGUCAUCUCUCCUCCUCUCCUCGCGCCAAAAAUUAUCCAUAUUCAACCGCCCAUCCUUCUCCUCCAAGCUCCUCCCCACGCAACCUCUCUCAUGCUCCCAUGUCCAUUCCACCUCUCUCACAGCGAAACGCCGCUUCUCCUCUCAAGAAGCAACAGCAGAGGCUGCAGAAGACUGAGGAUUUGUGCUUCAAGUUGCCGUUGAAAAUAGUGGAGUACCCUGACCCUGUACUAAGGGCUCGGAACAAGCGCAUCAAUACCUUUGACGACGGAGUCAAGGAGUUGGUUCACGAGAUGUUCGAUAUAAUGUACAAAACUGAUGGAAUAGGUCUUUCAGCACCCCAAGUUGGAAUAAAUGUUCAGCUUAUGGUAUUUAAUGCUGCUGGUGAACGUGGUGAAGGAGAGGAAAUCGUCCUGGUAAACCCAGUAAUUUACAAAGCUUCAAAAAAGACUACACUUUACAAUGAGGGCUGCUUGUCAUUUCCAGGAAUCCUUGCAGAUGUACAGAGACCUGCAUCUGUCAAAAUUGAUGCUCGAGAUAUAACAGGUGCUAAGUUUAAAGUCAAUUUAUCGGGCCUUCCUGCAAGAGUGUUUCAGCAUGAAUUUGACCAUUUGCAGGGUACUCUUUUCUUUGAUAGGAUGAGCAAAGAUGUGCUUGACAGCGUUCGCUCAGAGCUAAAGGCCUUAGAAAAGAAAUAUGAAGAAAGAACUGGGCAGCCUACUCCAGAAAGAGUUGAUGAUUAUGAAGGGAUAAAGGUGGUUGCUGGUUUUUCUUAAACCUAAUAAACUUUCAGAUCCCAUUACCGGUCAGAUACUGCAGAUUUUAACUCUACUUCAUUAGUACCCUAGUUUUGUUUUCAGUAUACAAAAUCGCAUCCGCGUUGGAGAGAAUGAUCAGUUCCCUUAACCAAGUAAAACUGUUCUGAUUAUAACAAGUGUUUUCAAGAAUCAUUGGUCAUCUUUUCAAAAGUUGCAGCUUGGGCUAGUAGCUUGACCUAGCUUUAUAAUAUUUUGUUAAAUAGAAUUACAUAUUGUAUUAAUUUUUAUUUAUUAAACUCUUCUUAUCCUCUUUA
This is a messenger RNA of Asparagus officinalis (garden asparagus), 1202 nucleotides long. RefSeq names its product peptide deformylase 1B, chloroplastic. NCBI's taxonomy places the organism in Eukaryota, Viridiplantae, Streptophyta, Magnoliopsida, Asparagales, Asparagaceae. The record is from RefSeq and is a predicted model, not a curated record. Gene Ontology annotation, molecular function: peptide deformylase activity. The transcript is spliced from 6 exons. Gene Ontology annotation, cellular component: chloroplast; mitochondrion. Gene Ontology annotation, biological process: peptidyl-methionine modification. The coding region runs from base 232 to 906 and encodes 224 amino acids.